Carcharodon carcharias (great white shark) is the source of this 1696-nucleotide messenger RNA. RefSeq names its product MARVEL domain-containing protein 3-like. The record is from RefSeq and is a predicted model, not a curated record. Bases 369 to 1433 code for a protein of 354 amino acids. The transcript is spliced from 4 exons. NCBI's taxonomy places the organism in Eukaryota, Metazoa, Chordata, Chondrichthyes, Lamniformes, Lamnidae. Gene Ontology annotation, cellular component: membrane.
UCUGGAACAAAGAGAAUUAGAGACUGGUUUCUCUCGCGGGCCGGGAUAUGUGUUUUGUUCGCUGGUUUAAUCAUUAAUCUGAAACUUGAACUCUGUGCAGCAGCUUUUGGUUCUUUGUGAAGUUUGCAGGGCGGCAAGUUCCUUUUCAUUUUAAUCAGAUUUUCUGUCGUCCUAAUAAUGGUAGCUUCGCCAGUCGUGUUGCUGUAGCUGCAACGAGAAGCCCGGACAACCUGAAUAACCAGUUAGUUACCCUCUGCUUACCUGCCUGGUUUCGGUUUGCAAACAAGGCGCUGCUGAUGAAAAGUGCGGACUUUAUCUCGGUUUGAGCAGAGAUUUGAUGUAGACCUGGGAACAAAUGAAGCUGAAAAAUGUCUGAUGCAAAUAAACUUCCGAGAAGUUCUGACAGAAAUCGUCCCUCUAAUAGACCUCAUCGAGAAAGAAGACAUCAAGAUCGUUCUGGUGCUGAGAGUAAUCAUUCUGGUAGACGUAGCAGAGAAGAUCACAGAGAUCCCAGGGAGUCACAUCAAAGCAAACCAUAUCCCUCUAGGCAAUCGUACCCUUCCAGUGAAAGAUAUGAUCCACGAGGAGAGCCUUACUCCAGACCACCUAGAUUGCCACCAGCUCAACCCAACAGUCGUCCAUCUUCUUCAUCACCACCUUAUUACAGCUCAGCAUCACAAACUAACACCUCUCCAAAAGAAUCCUUUGGGACAAAAUGUUCAUAUUUGUGCUCAAGAAGAGGUGUCUUGCAGUUCAGUGAGAUUAUAACCAAUCUCAUGGUUCUGAUUUGCGUGGCAGCUUCACAAGCAGCAAUAUCUGGCUACACGUCCAUGGGAGGACUUGGGACAGGUGCUUUUAGCAUUGAUUCAGCGUACAGCCCCUUCCAAGGCACUGAGCUGGAGCAGGUCCGGGAUCUUGACAUGCAGUUUAGCCAGAUGAGAACCCCUGGAGUAUACGCAGGGGUAGUUUCUAGCAUUGUUGCAGGUUCUGUCACCCUUCUCUUUUUAGUGGGUGGUGCUAAACCUCUUCACCGCCUUUCCUCAAAAUUUCUCAUGGCUGAAUUUGUGUUUAAUAUUCUUGCCUGUAUCGGGUACAUAGUGGGCGUUGGACUUUACCUGCAUCUUAUAAUUACGGUAAAUAGCACAGAAGUUUGUAGAUUAAGAAACCGUUUAUAUGCCGGCCAUGGUUACACCUUUAUGAAUUGUGAUGUUCAGGGAGGAGAUGCUGCCGUAGCUUUAUUUGGCUUAAUUUCUGCUUGCUUGUAUUGUGCAAGUGCAGUUUUCAGUUUUUUGGCACUGAGAACUCUGAAGAAAAUUACCGAAGAGAUGAAUGCGGGCAAUGCAGUACACCAAGAUUUUGAGGAAGUUGAAUAUAAAGAGUGUUCAAACCAUCAGGAUGGUAAGGCUGAUCAGCAGCUCACGACUCUUGUGUAAAGUAGCUAACCUAAGUAUAUUUUGUUUCCCCAGUGUCUCAAGGUUUAGCUAGUGAGUAAUUGAGCCAUAUAGGUCAGGAAGGUGCCAUGCUCAAUCACUGAUCUGUGUUGUGUUACCUGAUAUCAGCUGGAGUAGUGAACAUAGGACUUAGGAGCUGAGUAAGCCAUUCAGCCCUUCAAGCCCACUCCGCCAUUCAAUAAGAUCAUGGGGUAGUGUCUUCCCCCAAUAACCCUUGACUCUCUUGUCUAUCAAGAAUAUGUCUA